This is a messenger RNA of Pantherophis guttatus, 12717 nucleotides long. RefSeq names its product tetratricopeptide repeat, ankyrin repeat and coiled-coil containing 2 (gene TANC2). Gene Ontology annotation, molecular function: protein binding. NCBI's taxonomy places the organism in Eukaryota, Metazoa, Chordata, Lepidosauria, Squamata, Colubridae. Gene Ontology annotation, biological process: regulation of dendritic spine morphogenesis. Gene Ontology annotation, cellular component: dendritic spine. The record is from RefSeq and is a predicted model, not a curated record.
GCGCGCGCGCUCGCCCUUUGCUUCUCUGGUUCCUCCUGCUGUGUCGGUUGUUUUGUGAGGAGGAGCAGCAGCGGCUCAAUGACUGAAGGCGAGUGGGGAGCGCCUAGCCGCCGCCAUCACCGCCGCCGUCCCAUCAGCAGAGCCCCCCCAGUUGGCUUGCAUCUGAGGAAGACGUAGAGAGCCGCUCCUUAUCGAGAUGUGGUGAGGCAAGGCAGGAAAGACCCUCCCCCCCUCACACACCUCUGCUUCGCAACCCCUCCCCCAAACUUCGGGACAGAGGACGGGAAGGAGGAGGAUUCGAAGUUGCCGCGCCCCGAAAGGGUGCUUGGACAGAGCCCGACACCGGAGUAGCUUCUUGGUCCUGCUGAUAGAACAGAACAACCAUGUUUCGGAACAGUCUCAAGAUGCUUCUUACAGGUGGUAAAUCAAACCGUAAGAACAGAUCCAGUGAUGGAGGAAGCGAGGAGCCACAAGACCGAAGGCAGGCAAGCAUAGAUUAUUGUCAGAGUCAUUCUGGACAAGGUGGCAGUUGUGCAGAGAACGAUUGUGCUUUUGAACCAGAGUAUGCUAUCCCAACACUCACAGUGCCUGAAGGUAUGCAGCACAUUCGAAUUAUGGAAGGCAUGUCCCGCUCUCUCCCAUCUUCCCCAUUACUAACACAUCAAUCUAUCAGUGUUCGACUGCAGCCUAUGAAGAAAUUGACUGCUCCAUUAAGGAAAGCCAAAUUUGUUGAGAGCCCCCGAAUUCCAGAAUCUGAGCUUGGCUCACCAACACUCAAUUCAACACCAAAACUGGAUCUUGAUGCCUACUGUCCUGGUGAAACUGAACAGGAGCUGGGACCUCCUCCCUCUGUAGAUGAGGCAGCAAACACACUCAUGACUCGCCUGGGCUUUCUCCUGGGAGAAAAAGUCACUGAGAUACAGGCAGGGAAUCAGUAUAACAUGGAAGGACAGGAAGACAAUCAGACUUCAGCAGUGUCCCAGCGGAUAAGUCCCUGUUCCACACUGACCAGCAGUACUGCUUCACCACCUGCCAGUAGCCCUUGUUCCACCCUCCCUCAAACUAGUGCUAAGGAUGUUAUAGCAAAGGACUGCAAUUAUGGAGCUGUCACAAGUCCUACAUCUACUCUUGAAAGCAGGGAUAGUGGCAUCAUAGCAACUUUGACAAGUUAUUCUGAAAAUGUGGAUCGUGCUAAAUAUGGAGGAGAAAGUAGUAAGGAAUUAGGAUCUGGAGGAAACCUGAAGCCUUGGCAAUCUCAAAAAUCCAAUAUAGACUCCUGUUUAUAUAGAGUAGAUGAAAACAUGACAGCUUCUACAUACAGUUUGAAUAAAAUCCCUGACCGGAAUCUAGAGACUGUUUUAUCUCAGUCAGUACAAUCCAUUCCACUUUAUCUCAUGCCACGGCCCAAUUCUGUAGCAGCCACCAGCUCAGCCCACUUGGAAGAUCUAGCUUACUUAGAUGAACAGAGGCAUGCUCCUCUACGAACAUCUCUCAGGAUGCCUCGUCAAAGUAUGGCUGGUACUCGCACACAACAGGAUCUAAGAGUUCGUUUUGCGCCUUACAGACCUCCUGACAUCUCUUUGAAACCACUGCUUUUUGAGGUACCUAGCAUCACCACAGAGUCUGUGUUUGUUGGCCGGGAUUGGGUGUUCCAGGAGAUUGAUGUACAUUUACAGAGUACUGAUGCCAAUGUGAACAGAGGUGUGGUGAUAGUUGGAAAUAUUGGCUUUGGCAAGACAGCAAUCAUUUCUAGGCUGGUUGCACUGAGUUGUCAUGGCACACGGAUGAGGCAGAUUGCUUCGGACAGCCCCCAUGCAUCCCCAAAACACAUUGAUGCAAAUCGAGAACUUUCCCUUACUCAGCAACCCUCUGCCCACCCGUCCAUUACCAGUGGGAGUUGUCCUGGAACUCCAGAAAUGCGCAGACGCCAAGAAGAAGCUAUGCGAAGACUUGCUGCUCAGGUUGUUGCAUAUCACUAUUGUCAAGCUGAUAAUGCCUACACCUGUCUGGUGCCAGAAUUUGUACACAAUGUAGCAGCCUUGCUCUGCCGUUCACCCCAGUUUGUUGCAUAUAGAGAGCAACUAUUGCGUGAACCACAUCUACAAAGCAUGCUUAGUUUGCGAUCCUGUGUUCAAGAUCCUCUUGCAUCUUUCCGGAGGGGAGUCUUAGAACCGUUGGAAAGCCUUCAUAAAGAACGGAAGAUCCCAAAUGAAGAUUUCAUCAUAUUGAUUGAUGGCUUAAAUGAAGCUGAAUUUCACAAACCAGAUUAUGGGGAUACAAUUGUAUCAUUUCUCAGCAAAACCAUUGGAAAAUUUCCAUCCUGGUUGAAGCUAAUAGUAACAGUUAGAACAAGUCUACAGGAAAUAAUAAAGUUAUUGCCCUUCCAUAGGAUAUUCCUGGAUAGACUAGAAGAAAAUGAAGCUAUAGAUCAAGAUCUCCAAGCCUAUAUAUUACACCGAAUACAGAGCAGCUCGGAAAUACAAAAUAAUAUCUCUCUUAAUGGCAAAAUGGACAAUACAACCUUUGGCAAACUCAGUUCGCAUCUCAAAACCCUGAGUCAAGGAUCAUACCUAUACCUUAAGCUCACAUUUGAUCUAAUUGAGAAGGGCUAUUUGGUGUUAAAAAGCUCCAGUUAUAAGGUAGUGCCUGUCUCCCUUUCAGAAGUAUAUCUACUGCAGUGCAAUAUGAAGUUCCCAACACAGUCUUCCUUUGACCGGGUAAUGCCUCUUUUGAAUGUGGCAGUGGCAUCUCUACAUCCUUUGACAGAUGAGCAUAUUUUUCAGGCUAUCAAUGCUGGGAGUAUUGAAGGUACUUUAGAAUGGGAGGACUUUCAGCAAAGAAUGGAAAAUCUUUCUAUGUUUCUUAUCAGACGCAGAGAUAUGACCCGAAUGUUUGUACAUCCUUCAUUUCGAGAAUGGCUGAUUUGGAGAGACGAAGGAGAAAAGAUCAAGUUUCUUUGUGAUCCUAGGAGCGGUCAUACUUUACUUGCCUUUUGGUUUUCCCGUCAAGAGGGAAAACUCAAUAGGCAGCAGACAAUUGAGUUGGGCCAUCAUAUUCUCAAAGCACACAUCUUUAAGGGGCUUAGUAAAAAAGUUGGUGUUUCUUCCUCAAUUCUUCAAGGGCUUUGGAUUUCUUAUAGCUCAGAAGGUCUUUCCAUGGCACUGGCCUCUCUGCGCAAUUUGUAUACACCCAAUAUAAAGGUCAGUCGUCUGCUGAUCUUGGGAGGUGCCAACAUCAAUUACAGGACUGAAGUGCUAAACAAUGCCCCAAUUUUGUGUGUCCAGUCUCACCUUGGUUACUCUGAGAUGGUAGCCUUGCUGUUGGAGUUUGGAGCAAACGUUGAUGCCUCUUCUGAAAGUGGCUUAACAUCUCUUGGUUAUGCUGCUGCUGCUGGAUAUUUAAGCAUUGUGGCACUUUUAUGCAAGAAGAGAGCCAAGGUGGAUCACUUGGACAAGAAUGGUCAGUGUGCAUUGGUACAUGCAGCUCUUAGAGGCCACCUGGAGGUUGUCAAAUUUUUGAUUCAGUGUGACUGGACAAUGGCUGGACAGCUACAAGGAGUGUUCAAAAAAAGCCAGGCCAUUCAACAAGCACUCAUUGCUGCUGCUAGCAUGGGAUAUACUGAGAUUGUGUCCUACCUGCUUGAUCUCCCAGAAAAAGAUGAAGAGGAGGUGGAGCGAGCACAAAUCAACAGUUUUGACAGCCUUUGGGGAGAGACAGCUCUAACUGCUGCAGCAGGAAGAGGCAAGUUGGAUGUUUGCCGUCUGCUUCUAGAGCAAGGAGCAGCUGUAGCCCAGCCCAACCGACGAGGGAUUGUUCCUUUAUUCAGUGCCGUUAGGCAAGGCCAUUGGCAGAUUGUCGAUCUCUUGCUCACCCAUGGUGCAGAUGUUAAUAUGGCAGAUAAACAAGGUCGGACUCCUCUAAUGAUGGCAGCUUCAGAGGGGCAUUUGGGCACUGUGGAGUUCUUAUUGGGACAAGGCUCCUCAAUUUCUUUAAUGGACAAAGAAGGACUAACUGCUCUUAGCUGGGCUUGCCUAAAAGGCCAUCUUUCGGUAGUGCGAGCUUUGGUAGAAAGUGGAGCUGCUACAGAUCACGCUGACAAAAAUGGGCGUACUCCAUUGGAUUUAGCAGCUUUUUAUGGAGAUGCAGAGGUGGUUCAGUUCCUGGUGGAUCAUGGUGCCAUGAUUGAGCAUGUGGAUUACAGUGGGAUGCGCCCCCUCGAUAGGGCAGUGGGCUGCCGCAAUACUUCUGUUGUAGUUACUCUCUUGAAGAAAGGAGCCAAGAUAGGUCCAGCAACAUGGGCAAUGGCCACUUCCAAACCAGACAUCAUGGUCAUCCUGUUGAGCAAAUUGAUGGAGGAGGGAGACAUGUUUUACAAGAAAGGGAAAGUGAAAGAAGCUGCCCAACGGUAUCAGUAUGCUUUGAAGAAGUUUCCCCGAGAAGGGUUUGGAGAAGAUCUAAAAACUUUCCGGGAACUGAAGGUGUCACUCCUUCUCAACUUAUCACGCUGUCGGAGGAAAAUGAAUGAUUUUGGAAUGGCGGAGGAAUUUGCUACUAAAGCACUGGAGCUGAAACCGAAAUCUUAUGAAGCUUACUAUGCAAGAGCAAGGGCCAAACGCAGCAGCAGGCAGUUUUCAGCAGCACUGGAGGAUUUGAAUGAGGCCAUCAAACUUUGUCCAAACAACCGUGAAAUCCAGCGGCUCCUUUUGCGGGUAGAAGAAGAGUGCAGACAGACACAGGUGCAACUACAACAACAACCCCUUGCAGCAUCUGAAUCAGAAACACAGCAAGAAGAAUUGUACGCAGUACAAGAUAUCUUGGAAGAAGAAUAUCUUGAGCAAGAUGUAGAAAAUAUUUCUGUUGGCUUGCAGACAGAGUCACAACCUAGCCCAACAUUGCCCAUUAUCCAAAGUCCACCAUCUUCACCUGCCCACCGGGACUCUGCCUACAUCUCCAAUUCACCACUUGGUUCACAUCAGGUCUUCGACUUCAGAUCAAAUAAUUCUGUAGGAUCACCAACAAGGCAAGGAUAUCAACCCACCUCACCAGCACUUUCUCCAACGCACCAGAAUUCUCAUUAUAGGCCUAGUCCACCACACACAUCUCCUGCGCAUCAGCCCUCCUCUUACCGUUUUAGUCCACCACCAAUUGGUAGCCAAGGGAAGGAUUAUCAAAGCCCACCUCCUUCACCCCUUCGUAGAGGCCCUCAGUAUCGAGCCAGUCCUCCUGCAGAUAGUGUGAGUGUCUACAGAGCUCAGUCCAGUUCACCAGUACGAUACCAGCAAGAAUCCAACAUCACUCAACUUCCUAGUCGGCCCAAGUCUCCACUUUCUAAAAUGACACAGAGAUCUUUCCAGAUGCUUCCACUACCUGUUGCAGUUCCACAGCAAGGACUUAGGUUGCAACCUGCCAAGGCACAGAUUGUCAGAAGCAACCAGCCAAGUUCAGCUGGGCAUUGUAGUACUGUCAUCCCAACAGGAACAUAUGGCCAAGUAUCCCAUUCUGUGGCCAACAAGUUUCAGUCUUCACUAGCAGAAAUGGCUGGGGGCCAAAAUCGGUUGGUGUAUCAGACUUCUAUUGGAGGAAUAGUGGGAGAUGGGCGACCUGUGCAGCAUGUUCAAGCCAGUCUGAGUGCAGGAGCAAUCUGUCAGCAUGGAGGUCUGACUAAAGAGGAUCUUCCACAAAGACCUUCCUCUGCUUAUCGUGGAGGGAUGAGAUAUAGUCAAACCCCACAGAUUGGACGGAGCCAGUCAGCUUCCUACUAUCCAGUCUGUCAUGCAAAGCUUGAUUUGGAACGUUCCUCUCUACCCUCUAGUCAGCUUGGUUCUCCUGACAUUUCCCAUUUGAUACGAAGGCCCAUUACAGUAAAUUCCAAUGAAAUAAAGCCUCAUCCACCAACUCCAAGACCUCUACUACAUUCUCAAAGUGUUGGUCUCAGAUUUUCCCCUUCUAGCAGUAGCAUUUCCUCUACUCCCAAUUUGACUCCCCCAUUCCGACCUUCUGCUUCUGUUCAACAGAUGGAGAUUCCGCUUAAGCCAGCAUAUGACAGAUCAUGUGAUGAGCUUUCCCCAGUAUCUCCAACCCAAGGUGGUUAUCCCAGUGAACCUGCUCGCUCCAGGACCACACCUUUCAUGGGAAUCAUAGAUAAAACAGCCCGGACUCAGCAGUAUCCUCACCUACACCAACAAAACAGAACCUGGGCUGUAUCUUCAGUGGAUACCAUUAUAAGCCCUACAUCUCCUGGAAAUCUUCCUCAGCCAGAAACAUUCAGCCCACCUUCUUCAGUCAGCAGCCUUGCCUUUUAUAACAAAACUAACAAUGCACAGAAUGGCCACUUGUUGGAGGAUGACUAUUACAGUCCACACGGGAUUUUGGCCAAUGGCUCCAGAGGAGAUCUUCUAGAAAGAGUUAGCCAAACUUCUUCAUAUCCUGAUGUUAAGGUGGCCAGGACACUGCCUGUUGCACAGGCAUAUCAGGACAACAUCUAUAGGCAACUUUCCAGAGACUCCAGGCAAGGGCAGACAUCCCCAAUCAAACCAAAGAGACCAUUUGUGGAGUCUAAUGUUUAAAAUGGAUGUGUCUUGGAGUAAGAGCCUUUUAUUUUUUAGCACAUUUUUCCUGGCUGAAUUCACAUCUUAUGUUGCUGUUUUUUCUUCCUUUCUAAGAUUUGUAUUUACUAGAAGACUACCACCCAGGGGAUAUCCUGUGUUUUCUGUAUGAUAAUGAGGCAGUCCAAGACAUGCUCCAAAUUCUCUUCUAUACACAGCUGACCUCAGAGAAAGCCAGCACCAUACAAUUUUCAGCUGCCAAUUAGUUAAUUAAAUGUACAGUAUGGGGGCUGAGUCAAAUUCUGCACACCCUCAAGGGAAGUAACCAGCUCUUUGAAGAAAAGUUUUAAUUUCAGAAUUUAAUUUAUUUAAAUACAGUCUGACCAUUUUUUGUGAACUGACGUUUCUUUUUCCUGGGAAAUUAUACUUUUCAGUUGGUGUAGAUCAUUAUGUCCAAAGAGCUAUUAAUUUGUGAGAAUGAGGGAUCUUUGCUUUUAGUAUUAACAAAGAGCUAUGCAUAAAACCCAGUCUGCUUUCUGAUAGGGUUGCACUUUUUAAAAAAAAAAAAAUUAUUUAUUCUUAGCAUCUUCCCUUACCCUUCGGUUGAUACUAGGUUUGAAAAACAAUUUGUUACUUUUUCCAAGGCAUUGAACAAAUAUUUAGGGAGAAAUUAAAGUUCUCUUCACUUCAGCCCAACAGUCAGUGCUGAUUUCAUUCUGUAUCUUAGAUAUCCAGUUAAUUUUCAAGUGCAUAUCUUCCUGUUGGAACAAAUCACAUUGUAGACAUGUUGAUAAUCAGUAAAAUUCAUUUUUAAAAAGAAUUAAUCAAAUGUUUAAAUCAUUGGCUCUUCAGAUACUGGAUUAUACUUCACAUCAUCUCUGAUCAUUGUUUAUGUUUCCUAGGGGUGUUGGAGCAUUAUCUGAGUAUCUAAAAUUAGAAAACCCUAUUUUAAAUCAUAAAAGAAGAACUGACUGAAUGGUAGUUUUAAUUCCCCGGGCCUAAGUUUAGCUUCCUAGACUACACAUGGGCAGUUUUUCCUGCAUAAUGCUUUUGAAGUGAAACACUUAGAACAAGUGAAACCUUUUUUUCUCUAGUUUUGGCAUAAUAUAAUUUAGACUAUUUUGGAGUAAUUUGUUGUUGAGUUAUAUGGCUUGGUGUUAGAAGUUGGGCUGCUUUUCCAAUCCAAAUGAAAAAGGCUGACUGAUUAAUAAUUCCUGCAAGAUAAUGAAAACAGUGAUUUCAAGGGAGAAAAUAAUAAUGUAGCAAACACUUUAUACAAAUAUUCUCAAUCCAUACUAUUUCCAGGAAGCACUUUAAAUUAGCUCAAAAAAACCUGGAGUUGGGAAGGUGCCAGGAAAUCCAGUGAUGGAGAAUAUUCUAUGAAUUAAUAUGUGAAUCAAGAAACCAAUGGUAUGGAGAGCUCAUCUCCAGAGCAGAAACACAAAUCAGGCCAAAAAAGAAAUAACAUUUUGCCUUUUCUGCAUUUUGAUCAUUCAGAGGAUAAAUUGGCCUUAUCUUCUAAAAAUCAUAUUUUGUAAAAAAAAAAAAAGGGGGGGGGUCUUCAUAUAGUUGCAUAGAAGUAAAUAGCUAGCAUCCUGACCCUUUAAUUUUUCUUCAUUAUUUUUUUCAAACUAUCCUAAUGGUUUUAAAAUACAGAACACCUUACACUCUGCUUUAUGACACUAUUUUUUUAAAAAAUGCUGUAUUCAGGAGUUCCUUCAUAUGAAUUGAAGGGUAUGAUAAAAGACGUUUUUCCUGUCUCCUGACAGAGCUCAGAAAAGCAAAGAGAUCAAUGUAACAAUUUUAAUCACUAUUUUCUCUAGUCAUUUCUUGUAUCCUUAUUGUAAACUGCCAUAUUUCUCUAAGUGAAAUGUAGCAUUUCCAAAAGUUACAGGUAGUCCUUGACUUACAUUCAUUUAGUGACCAGUUACAAUAGCACUGAAAAAUAUGACUUUUUCACAAGACUGUUGCAGCAUCCCCAUGAUCAUGUGAUCGAAAUUUGACACUUGGCAACUGGCAAGUAUUUAUGAUGGUUGCAGUGUUCUUGGAUCACGUGAUCUCCCUUUGCAACUUUCUGACAAGCAAAGUCAAUGAGGAAGUCAGAUUCACUUAACAAUUGUAUUACUAGUAUAACUAAUAACUAACUGCAGUGACUUUACUUCAUAACCAUGGCAAGAAAGAUAGUAAAAUGGAGCAAAACUCACUUAGCAAUGGAAAUUUUGGGAUCAAUUAUGGUCAUAAAUCUAGGAUUACCUGAACUUUUACUUUGAUUUUGAUAGUUUCUAACUUUUUGCUCGUAUUUUUUCCCUCCUGAAUUGGUCACUGUACAAAAUUUGCUUGCUAAAUAGAAAAUUGCUAAUCUGAUUGAUUCAUGCUAUGGCAUGCUGGUGUCAAAGAAUCUCAGAUGUUUGCUAAUGCUUUUUUUCAAAGAGCUGGGGGCAUUCUUCAGUUUUUAUUUAAUUGAGUGAAACCAACAAUAGUGUUCUCUUUUCUUUCAGUGUGAAUGUGUAUGUAUGAUGCAGGAGUGUGAGAGAAGUGAAGGAAAAGUUUCAUAAACAAUCUAAAGAUGCAACUCUAUAUUUACUUUUUUAAAAUUAUCAGAAUAGACAAAGCCACUGCUGUUUUUCUCAUAUAUUUCUUUUAUCUCCUAGAUGGUUUGGAUUCUGGGUCUUGUAAAACUUUCCUCCUGCUUUAUGAAAAAUGGUUAUUUUCAAUUUUAAACUCUUUAAAACUGGAAUUUGCAUCAACAAAGUUGUGUUUAUCAGUGAUUUAUUUUGAAAACAUUUUUGCACUUGUCUGGCUUAUAUCUUGGAAAAGCUAGAACCUAUUUUCUCACAAUAGGCAGAGGAGGGUCAGAUUGUUAUGUUCUGAUUUUGAGCCUUUAUAUAGUCGCUUGUACCACAGUGCACGUGAUCAACAUAAGUGCACUGAGAUACUAGCCACUCUUUCCUGAUAAAUAAAGUUAAAAAUAAUUAAUAAACCAUCUCUGUCAUAUGGAAGGUGGAAUCAUAAUGCAACUAACUUGAUAAUUUCAAGAUUUUAAUAUUAAUGAAUGAAAGUUCAUAGUUUUGGAUUUGGCUCCAUUUUCACUGUCACAGGAUUCACUGUACCAUAAUUGUUUACAUUUAGCAGUUAGUAAAAGAAAUGGCAUAUUCAUCCAAAAUGAGGUAUCUAUUACUGCUGUUGGGCAAAAAAAAUUUCUGUCCCUUCUUAACAGUACUGUGUUGUGAUUUCACAAGAUUCUUGCACUGAUGGAUUUGCCACCUGUUCUCUGUAAAUUGGGUGCAGUUUAUAGUUGCAUUUGUUUCUAUGAUCAGUAAUGGUUAUUUAAACAUAAAUGAUACCAACAUUACAAAAAGCUCUUGUCGUUCAGUAUAUAUUUUUUAAAAAAGAAGCAAUGAUUCAAGGUAUACAGCACAAUUACUGACAUUGUAUAUAAGCCUCAAAAGUUGAAAUCAUUUUUAGUACAAAGAGAAACACAUGCUGUGUUCCAGCAAUUCUCUUUAGGUGCAUCUGAGGCUUAAUUAUUGUGCUUUUAGUUACCAAAUAACCAUCUCACAUGAAAUAAAAGACACAUUUCUCUGAAGAUCUGCCAGAGAAGAAUUCCCUCUGGAUUUGUUCUCAGCUUAGUUCUUUAUUGCUUAUCAUAUACUGUCUUGAGAUAUAACACAGCACAAAAUAAUAUAUUUAAUUGUCUUUUAAUUCAUCUUUCAAAUGAUUUUUUUCCCUACUCAGGAUAGUUAAGAGAGAGUGGCUAAUACCACAUCACAGAUUGAUCUGCCAUGCUGCUUUUUUGUUUGUUUAAAGACAUGCAAAAGUAUUGUACUAAUAUUUUUUUAUUUAUACAUGUGUGCACAUCACAUGCCUAAGCUGGAGUUUCAGAACUAUUUUCUAUGAAAUCAACAUACCAAAUAAAUCACAGCCUCAAGUCCUAUAUGACUUUUACUGUGAAUGUAUGCUUGCUUUACCAAAUCCACCACAUGGUGUUACUCGGGCUUUGCAGAAAGUUUUUUUGCUCACUGGAUAUUUUCGUGAACAAAAAUCUAGAUGCUAAUUUAUUAUGCAUCUGGCUGUCAAAGAUGUACCAGCUGAUUCUAGUACAAAUAUGAAGCCUAAGCAGUCUUAAACAAAAUUGAAUUCUUUAUCCCUUUCCUAAGAUCAUUACAAAAAUUACCUCUCCAAAAUCAUCAACAGAGGCUUCCUAUUAAAUGUAAAACAGCUUAACUGGCAGAAAGAGGAAACUACUUCCUCUCUCUGUCUUCACUGGUCCAUCUUAACAUAUUAAAAAAUGGGCAUGUUAAUUGCAUUCACACAUUAAUUUUGUCUUGUUUGGCCCCUGAAUUUGCUUUCUAGAGGACUUUGGAGACUUAGUACUGUAAUGCUGACUUCUAAGAAUUUGAAACAAUUAGGUAAGCUGGGUCCAAGUAAGAUUGCUAUCAGGUCCUAAGAAUCAUGUAGAAAUCUUAAUACAUGUUAAGUUUGGCUUGGCUCCAGGGGAGAGAGUUGCUAGCUUGGUAAAUGGCUCAAUUAUUUAUUCUUAUAUCAAAAAGUUUCUUUGAGGCUCUCAAAAAUAUCGAAUAUCUGAAAUAUAAAUUAUUUUACUGUUUAGUAGAAGUAGAAACUAUCAUGGGGAGGGCAAAGAGGGAAGGUAGUAUGUUUAUUUUUUCAAAUUUUAUUACAAAAUGUGCUAAAAGAAGGAACAAAAAUGCAUCCAUUUUGAAAUUCCAAGCUGUUCACUUGGCCUUAGACAGGAGUUAACAAGUUUCUACUGUUCAUGAUCAUCUAAUAAAAACCGAAGUGCCAGCUUUUCUGCACCUUACAUUUAAAAAAAAAACAAACACUUUGUGCCUAGAAAUUUCUCUUCUCUCCUUAAGGUAGCCCAUAGUAAUUUCUUGAAUGGAAAGCUGCAUCUCUCUCCCCAUCUCGCGUUACUUAACACUGGAGUUUCAGGACCUUCAGCUAUUUAGAGUUCAGCUUUUUAAAAGGGCUUAGAGGGGUCAAAACCUAAUAUACUUCUUUUUACAUGUUGAUGCCUUCACUGAAUUUAUGGUUGCUGUGAAAAGGGAAGGACAAACCUAAGGCACAAGCACAAAGGGGUAGAUAGCUAAACUGCGCCACCCCUCCCUAAUUACUUGAAUAUAAUUGUUGGAUUAUUAUUGUUCCCCUAACAAGAAAAAUCAUAUUAAGGGCUGAAAUUUCAUAGCAGACUAUUUUGUGUAGUGGUAACUGAAUUAACAUAGAACCUCAACACAGUAUUAUCUAAUUGGUAUUUCAGAUUAGGACCUUGAUAUAAUGUAUGAAUACGCACUUGCUUGAAAUGCAGAGAGAAAUGCUUUUGCAUUUCAAACAAGUGCAUAUUCAAGAGACUUUUAAUAAAAUGGAAUGAGCUUCUACACUUUUCUGCUUGCUUGGAAGUCUUACUUGGAAGUAAAAAAAAGGGGGGGGACACACUUAGAUGCUUUUUGCUUGUUGCUAUCACAAAGACUAUGAGAGAACUGAGGCAGUUUGACUUUGUUCCACCUGAACAUUUACCAGACUUUGAGAUCAUUUCCUACCAUAUUUACUGUUACUAAUCAUUCUACAGAGUGCAAGGCAUUAAUAUGUUUAGAUAGAAGAUAUGUUUUCAGGGAAUGACUGUUUUGCUUUUAAAUAUGUUUCUCAUAACAAUUUCUUUCCCAUGAAAAUUGAGAUAUUUUGCCUGCCUUGUCUGCCUCUGUACAGCAACACACAUUCCUUUGUAUUCAAUCUUUCUGGUUUGCCAACUUGCUGGAAAGAUACCGAGUUCUUUUCCUUUUCCUUUUUUCUAUCAGACUGAUGUAAAGAAUUUUCCUGUACAGUAUAAUAUUCAAUUGCAUGUUCUGUUCUCUUACGGAUAUAUUGAAUCACCACACAGUUGUGAUCUUUUAUUGCAGGGAUGCUGCACAAAUCCCUGCAAUCGGUUAAGACUUUUGGCCACCCCUGUAUAAAGGAAAGAAAUAUGUUUCUUUCCCUUCACUGUAUUUGCUUGAGCAGAGUUUUAUUGUCUGUACAUGUAAGCUGUGAGAUAGACGUGGAAAAAGUUCAAAAAGAAUGCAUUAUCCUCAGCCCCUCCCUAAUGUAUACAGAUUGUAACCUGUACAAUGAACUGUAUGUAUUAAAAUGUACUUAUUUAUAAAUGGUUAAUACUUGGAAA